AGGACCAGGACCUGGCUGCCAGCCCUGCGGACCCAGACAUGCUGCCUCUGCUGCUGCUGCUGCCCCUGCUGUGGGGGGGGUCCCUGCAGGAGUAUCCAGGGUACAAACUACAGAUACCAGAGUUGGUGACGGUGCAGGAAGGCCUGUGUGUCAUUGUGUUCUGCGAAUUCUUCUAUCCCUGGCAUGUAUCAUUUACCACUGACCAACUCUGUAUCUACUGGUACUGGACUGGGGACAACACAUACUCAAACCGUCUUGUGGCCACAAACUGCCAAAACCUAGUAGUGAAGACAGAGACCCAGGGCCGAUUCCACCUCCUUGGGGACCCCAAGACCAACAACUGCUCCCUGAGCAUCAGAGACGCCAGAAAGAGUGACACAGGGAUCUACGAGUUCCGAGUGUGGGGACAAUAUGUACAAUAUUCCUACCGAACUCAGCUGAACUUGCAGGUGACAGACCUGACAGAGAAAGCCGACAUCCACAUUCUGGAACCUCUGCAGUCUGGCAGCCCCACGAACCUGACCUGCAGCCUGCCAGGAUCCUGUGAUGGGGGGAGACCGCUCACCUUUUCCUGGAUGGGGGAUGCCCUUAACAUGCUGGACCCUAGUACACUCCAGUCCUCGGUGCUCACCCUCACCCCGAGGCCCCAGGACCACGGCACCUACCUCACCUGUCAAGUGAAACGCCGGUGGCCUCAGGUGACUACGGAGAGGACCAUUCGGCUCAAUGUCUCCUAUGCUCCACAGAACCUCACCAUCAAAAUCUUCUUCCAAAACGGCACAGUCCUCAAGGUCAUGGGAAACACCAUAUCCGUUCCCAUCCUGGAGGGCCAGUCCCUGCGUCUGGUCUGUGUUGCUGACAGCAACCCCCCUGUAGAGCUGAGCUGGUUCCAGGGAUCCCAAGCCCUGAAUGUCUCUCCCAUCUUCAACACGAGUGACUUGGAGCUGCCUCCAGUAAGAAUUGGAAAUGAAGGAGAGUUCACCUGCAGAGCUCAGAACCUACUGGGCUCCCAAAAUGUCUCUCUGAGCCUGUCUGUGCUCUACCCCCCACAGAUGCUUGGAUCCUCCUGCUCCUGGGAAGCAGAGGGUGUGCACUGCUCCUGUUUCGCCCAAGCCUGGCCAGCACCCUUCCUGCACUGGUGGAUUGGGGACAGACUGGUGGAGGGGAACAGCAGCGAUGCCUCCUUCUCAGUCACCUCCAGCUCCAUCGGGCCCUGGACCAAAAGCUCCCUGAGCCUCAGCAUGGAGCUCACCUCUGUCCUCAGACUCUGCUGUGAGGCCUGGAAUGACCAUGGGAACCAGAGUGUCACUGUCCUGCUGCUGCCAGGGAAAUCAGCAUCCAGGGCAGAAGUGGCUCUGGGGGCCCUUGGAGGUGCUGGCACCAUGGCCCUGCUCUCCCUGUGUCUGUGCCUCACUUUCUUCUUCAUAGUGAAAGCCCGCAGGAAGCAAGCAGCCGAGAGACCAGGGGGCAUGGAUGAUGAAGACCCCGUCAUGGGUACAGUCACCUGGAGUUGCAGGCAAAAGCCCUGGCCAGAGAGUACCCCUGCCCAACAGUCCCACUCUGGGGAUACCCCUCCCUCAAGGGAGGAGCAGGAUGUCCAUUAUGCCUCCCUCAGCUUUCACGGAAUGAAACCACAGAAGUCUAAGGACGAGGAGGCCACCAGCACCACUGAGUACACAGAGAUCAAGACAAGCAAAUGAGGACUCGCUCAGAGCUCAGUCCUGGCCUGAGGAAUCACAGCCUGUCUGGGAAAAGGAGAAGUCAGGGACUAAUUGAUGAAAAAUGGAGAGCCCUUGUGACAAUAUUAAUGUAACCACCAUAUGAGGACAUCAUGGUUGGUAAAGUGGAGGGUUGGCAAAGGCGAGGGAGGCCCUUGAUGAGAUGGAUUGACACAGUGGCUGAAACAAUGGACUCAAACAUAGCAACAAUCAUGAAGAUGGUGCAAGACCAGGCAACAUUUCAUUCUGUUAUACCUAAGGUCACCAUGAGUCAGAGACAACUCAAUGGCAACUAACAACUGUAUGAGUGUCCCCAGGUAGAGCAGAAAGCAUAUAGGUGAUGGAGUUAGAGAGACUCAGGCUCAAAUCCAGGCUCCACCACUUUCUAAGGCGUUGUUACCAAGAACUCACUUCAUUACUCUUUGCCUCAGUUUCCCAUGCUGUAAGUGAGAGAUAAUGUGUCCUACCUCAAAAAUUAUUAUGAGUAUUAAAGAAAUUAACACAUGAAGAUCAGCUAAUAGAUGUCUUGUCACACAGCAUGUGUCCAGUGGUUGCUGGUCUCUCCUCCUUGAACAGAAAGUCCCUCUGGCAAGUUCUCCUGAGCCUGGGAGUGACCAGGAACAGAGAACAGGGCAACAUGUUGGUGUCACUACCCUUCUCAUUUUUCUUCAAAGCUUCCUCAGCUUGGCAUUCAGUUCAUGAUGUGCCAUCUUACAACCUCUCCAGGGUCAUCCCUCCACUUUUAUUUGUUGAUCCUUCCAAAAAUUCCCUCACCUUUUGGCCUCCAGUUCCUCCCUCAUUUCACAUAUGGAUCCCAGAGGGAUCUUUCCAACGCCCAGAGAGAUGACCCUGACUCUGUCUUGUCCAAAACCCAUUCAUGGCUCCCUGGCCUUAGAUGAGCAUCUCCCCCAGGCAUUUAAAGCCCUUCAUGACCUCACUGCUAUCUACUCCUCUGUCCUUAUCUCUUGGCCCCACCCUUCCUUAAACCUUCUGUGUUGAUUCAUACUGCCGUCUUUGCACUUUGAGAUCGUCUCCUGAAGACCAUGCCACCUUUCCUUCACCUGCCUUACGCAGUCUUGUCCUUCAAACCUGAGUUCACAGGCAGAUUUGGGUUGAGAGAAUGGACUGAAGAAAGAGCUCAUAAUCUUCCUCCUCUAAAGUUGAACUAGUUGAGUGGAGAAAAAAAAAAGCACUUAAGAAGAGCCAAAAGUUCUCCAGCAGCACCUAAACCUGGAAGAAAACUACAAUGUUAUUACAUAAGCUUUAGAAAGUAGUCAUAAAGAAAGAAGUGGACGAUUCCAGUGUGGCACUGGGAGGACACUGGUCUUCAACAUCCAUUCCCCAAACCCCAUUUUCAAUACCAAAGUAAGAAGUCCAGUUACGACUAUCAUUUUGGUAAUAACAGAUUAGGUCAUUCUUAUCAAGCCUCAUGCUGAAAACAAUAAAAUCUUUUGGACAAA
Molecule: messenger RNA, 3178 nt
Organism: Trichechus manatus latirostris (Florida manatee)
Lineage: Eukaryota; Metazoa; Chordata; Mammalia; Sirenia; Trichechidae
Product: sialic acid-binding Ig-like lectin 5
Exons: 9
Coding region: 39-1700 (553 amino acids)
Biological process (GO): cell adhesion
Cellular component (GO): plasma membrane
Molecular function (GO): sialic acid binding
Source: RefSeq, a predicted model, not a curated record